AUGUUCUUGAGGGCUGAUAAUUGUGAAGGUGAGUACAAAUCAAAAGAAUACAUUGCUGAAAAGUUGAAGGGUAUAAUUGAAGAAGUAGGUCGACAAAAUGUAGUGCAAAUCAUUACAGACAAUGCUUCAAAUUGCAAAGGUGCUGGUCUCAUAAUAGAAUCUGAGUAUGAUAACAUAUUUUGGACACCAUGUGUUGUGCAUACCCUCAAUCUUGCUUUGAAAAGUAUAUGUGAACCUAAAAUACAAGACAACCCUUCUGAUGAAGAAAUGGUUGUUUGGAGGGAACUUGAAUUUAUGCAUGAUGUUAAAACUGAGGCUGCUCUGAUAAAGAAUUUCAUAAUGAAUCAUGGCAUGCGGCUUUCAAUGUUCAAUCAGUUCAGCCAUUUGAAGUUACUUUCUAUUGCUGAAACAAGAUUUGCCUCUGUUGUAUGUAUGUUGAAGCGGUUUGUUGAUGUAAAAACAGCCCUCCAACAAAUGGUGAUUAGUGACAGAUGGAGUGUGUACAGAGAAGUCAGAGAUGAUUCUCCAACUCCAACAGCCCAAAUUGUCAAGGACUUGAUACUUAGUGAUGUAUGGUUGGACAAGGUGGACUUCAUUCUUAGGAUUACUACUCCUAUAUAUGAAAUGAUUCGUAUAACAGAUACCGACACUCCAUGUCUUCACUUAGUUUAUGAGAUGUGGGAUUCAAUGAUAGAGAAAGUGAAGAAAGUUAUAUAUCGAUAUGAGGGCAAGCAAGAAGAUGAAUCAUCAGACUUGUACUCAGUUAUUUAUGACAUAUUGAUUGCUAGGUGGACAAAAGUAAAUAAUCCACUUCAUUGUUUAGCUCAUUCACUUAAUCCAAGAUACUAUAGCAAAAAGUGGCUUGAAGAAGGUGUUGGCCGUGAACCACCCCACAAGGAUAAAGAGGUAUCAAAAAUGAGGAUGGUUUGCUUUAAGAAGUUCUUUCCCAUGCUAGAAGAGUUGGCUAAAGUAAAAGAAGAGUACUCAAGAUUCUCUAGUUGUUCAGAAGAAUUUAAUGAUCCUGACUCAAUCCAUGAUAGAUGGGCUGUUUCCCCUAUGACUUGGUGGACAAAUCAUGGACAAUCUGCUCUCUUAUUGAUGAGUUUGGCCAUGAAAUUGCUUAGCCAACCAGCCUCAUCUUCUUGCUGUGAAAGAAACUGGAGCACCUAUAGCUUUGUCCAUAGUGUCAAGAGAAAUGCCUUAACUCCAGAGCAUGCAGAAGAUUUGGUCUUUGUGCACUCAAAUCUAAGGCAUCUGUCAAGAAGAACUGAAGCAUACAAGUCAGGAGAGACAAGGAUGUUGGAUGUAGGAGGGGAUUCUUUUGAUUCACUUGGUGGUAUUGGCAUUCUUGAAGUGGCUGACCUGUCCCUUGAUGAACCUGAAUUGCAAGCUGUGACUUUUGGUUUGGAUGCUCAGGAGGUUGAUGUUGUGGAAGACAAUGAGACAAAUUAGGAAUAGGAACUUGCUGCUGCAUGA
Molecule: messenger RNA, 1476 nt
Organism: Panicum virgatum (switchgrass)
Lineage: Eukaryota; Viridiplantae; Streptophyta; Magnoliopsida; Poales; Poaceae
Exons: 2
Coding region: 1-1452 (483 amino acids)
Molecular function (GO): protein dimerization activity
Source: RefSeq, a predicted model, not a curated record